GUUCAAUAGCAGGGCGAUAGUUGUGAAGACGGCGACAUGGAUGUGGGAUUAUGGACAGCGAUUCUGUUUGUCCUGAACGUUGUCUUACUGAUUUUCGUAUUGUUCCGUCGUAGAAGGCGCCCUGGAGAACCACCGAUAGUACCACACACAUACCCAAUUAUAGGUGCUGCUUUGGAGUUUGGAAGAAAUCCUCUGGGUUACCUUAGAAAUUUGCGACAAGAAUACGGAGAUGUGUUUACUGUUGAACUUGCAGGCUGGAAUGUUCAUUUCUUCACAAACCCUGUCGAUGUAAAAUAUCUCGAAAAGAACCGAAUUCUGAAACACGACAAAGUUCUUUAUGAUUUUGCCACUCGGGUAGUGGGAUCGCCCCAUGCCAUUGAUGUAAGCGGAAAACAUAACCCAAGGGGACCUGAAGUGAUGGCAGGAAUGACCAAGGCUAUGAGGGGUUCCACAUCAUUAUCAAAAUUAACAGAAUCGUGCUUGACUAUUACUACUUAUGCUUUUGAACAAGCUUUGAGAAAAGAUGAAAGAUUUAUACAAGAACAACCAAUUGGUUUGUAUGAAUUAGCUGGAAAAAUUAUAUUUGACACAACGCUAUACAUGUUUUUUGGAUAUCACAAGUCUUUGAAGCAGCGAUUAGAAGAGAAAAACAGAUUUUACGACGAUUUUAUGUUUUAUUUUGAAAAAUCUGCUCUUCUAGUCGACAGAGUUUCUAUUAAUUUGUUGCCGAAAGUAAAAGCAGCAAGAAAUCGUCUGCUUGAAGAAAUGAACAACAUUGAAUUCAAAAAUCGUGUCGGCGUUUCUGAACUAAUCAAAUCGAUGAACGAAAUUGAUAAAAACAACGCCGAUGAGAGAGCGAGACAUCUUCUCAUAAUUCUGUGGUCCUCGCAAGCAAACAGUCGUCCUGCAUUAUUUUGGACACUUUUUCACCUGCUGAAACAGCCACAAGCAGUAGCAAAAAUUCUUCAGGAAUACAAUGAAGUCAUGGAAAUGAAUAUGUCGCGACAGAAAAAGAAGACCAACGAAAACAACGCUGAUCGAUCAUUAUUGAGCAAAUGGCUUGGCAUGGACGACAUUAUGGAUUUAAACAGAACGAGUUUGGAUAAAAUGGUGAUUCUCGAUGCAUGCAUAAGAGAAAGUCUUCGACUCGUCGGAUCGAGCAUGAUUGUGAGAGAAGUCGAUAGAAAUGCGAAAGUGACCGUAGCAUCAGGAAACAAAUAUCUUGUACGAAAAGGAGAUUUCACCGCAUUUUUCUCACCGUUAACUCACAUGGAUGAAAUCAUUCACGAAAAUCCAGAGGAAUAUAUGUAUGAACGUCACCUUGUGGAACAAAUAUCUCAUCGGGAUGAGAGCAGUGAGGAUAUCAGUGACGUUUCUUCAAUCUGCAGUACAGACUCGGAAGGAUUGUCGAAGAAAAACAGGCUCAAAGCAAAAAUUCGUUAUGGCGUGCCGGGAUAUCGCGUUUCUGCCUCAAGGGCUAUUUUAACGUUUGGUUAUGGCACAAAUCGAUGCCCGGGUAGACAUAUAGCUUUAAUAGAAAUAAAACUGUGUGUGCUCAUCUUUCUACGGCAUUUUCGAUUAGAACUUAUCAACCCGGAUGAAAAACCACCACCGUUUGACAUGAGGCAUCUUGGUUUUGGAGUCAUGCCUCCAUUGAGUGAUGUUUUAGUAAAAAUAUCUCCGAAAGUGAAUUAGAAAAGAAAAUUGAAACUGCUUGAAGUGCAGCCGUACAGGGUUAACUUCGACUCGAAAAUGUUGACAGCGGCUUGCGCA
Styela clava is the source of this 1773-nucleotide messenger RNA. RefSeq names its product cytochrome P450 7B1-like. Gene Ontology annotation, biological process: bile acid biosynthetic process; cholesterol homeostasis. Lineage: Eukaryota; Metazoa; Chordata; Ascidiacea; Stolidobranchia; Styelidae. The record is from RefSeq and is a predicted model, not a curated record. Gene Ontology annotation, molecular function: heme binding; steroid hydroxylase activity; oxidoreductase activity, acting on paired donors, with incorporation or reduction of molecular oxygen.